CUAAAAGAUAUUAAAAAUUGACAUAUAUUAAUGGGCCGUAUGAAAAGCCCAUUACUAAUACAAAACCCAUGAAGAAACAACAAGGUUCGUUGUGUCAUACCAUCCUCUCUGCUUCUCGUCUCAACAAUGGCGUCGUUGAGGAUGAUAGACAUAGCCGUUAACUUCACAGAUGGGAUGUUCAAGGGAGUUUACCAUGGCAAGAACUGUCAUCUUCCCGACAUUGCGACCGUCUUGAACCGAGCUUGGUCUGCCGGAGUCGACAGAAUCAUAGUAACUGGUGGGUCAUUGGAAGAAUCAAGAGAAGCUCUUGCAAUUGCAGAAACCGAUGCAAGGCUGUUUUGUACCGUUGGGGUUCAUCCAACUAGAUGCAGUGAGUUUGAAGAGAGUGGUGAUCCUGAGAAGCAUUACCAGGAUCUGUUUUCAUUAGCCAAAGAAGGAAUGCAGAAAGGGAAGGUGGUAGCAAUUGGUGAAUGUGGAUUGGAUUAUGAUAGACUUCAGUUCUGCCCUGCUGAUAUCCAGAAGAAGUAUUUUGGGAAGCAGUUCGAACUAGCAUAUGCGACAAAGUUGCCCAUGUUUUUACAUAUGCGAGCAGCUGCUGCAGAUUUCUGUGAAAUUGUUGAAAGAAACAAGAACAGGUUCACUGGAGGGGUUGCUCAUUCGUUUACUGGUAGUGCAUUGGACCGUGAUAAGCUUCUUUCUUUCGAUAAAAUGUACAUUGGUGUGAAUGGCUGCUCGUUGAAAACAGCUGAGAAUCUUGAUGUAAUGAAAGGGAUACCUGUAGAGAGGAUGAUGAUCGAAACCGACUCUCCAUACUGUGAGAUCAAGAACACACACGCCGGGAUGAAGUUUGUAAAGUCGACCUGGCCUUCUAAGAAGAAGGAGAAGUAUGAUCAAGAGUGCAUUGUCAAAGGCCGUAACGAGCCUUGUUUGGUUCGGCAAGUUCUUGAGGUGGUGGCUGGCUAUAAAGGACUUGGCGACAUAAAUCAACUUAGUUCAACCUUGUACCACAACACUUGCAGAGUUUUCUUCCCUCAGGACUUAGAUUCUGCUGCAGAUGCUCUGCUUUCCGGUCACCACAACACCAACUAGCAGAAGUCACUACAAAAAUAUUUUGCAUUUUCUCUGAGAUUGAAAGAUAAUACAUUACACCAUUUGAUGGAAGAAACAUUUUUGAAUUAAGAUGACAGUCAAUCUCAUGUUCUUUUAUCUCAUAUAUUAUCAUCUUCUUUAGCCUCA
This is a messenger RNA of Brassica oleracea var. oleracea, 1236 nucleotides long. RefSeq names its product putative deoxyribonuclease TATDN1. The record is from RefSeq and is a predicted model, not a curated record. The coding region runs from base 127 to 1089 and encodes 320 amino acids. The transcript is spliced from 12 exons. Gene Ontology annotation, cellular component: cytosol. Lineage: Eukaryota; Viridiplantae; Streptophyta; Magnoliopsida; Brassicales; Brassicaceae. Gene Ontology annotation, molecular function: 3'-5'-DNA exonuclease activity.